Molecule: messenger RNA, 1919 nt
Organism: Bombina bombina (fire-bellied toad)
Lineage: Eukaryota; Metazoa; Chordata; Amphibia; Anura; Bombinatoridae
Gene: LSM4
Product: LSM4 homolog, U6 small nuclear RNA and mRNA degradation associated
Exons: 5
Coding region: 107-541 (144 amino acids)
Biological process (GO): nuclear-transcribed mRNA catabolic process; mRNA splicing, via spliceosome; P-body assembly
Cellular component (GO): U6 snRNP; P-body; spliceosomal tri-snRNP complex
Molecular function (GO): U6 snRNA binding
Source: RefSeq, a predicted model, not a curated record
UGUCAGUCAGAAGUGUUUCGCCCGAUUGGCCUAGUCGCUUUAGGAUUGUUGUCAGAGCAACACUAGAGCGCCAGUGACUGUGAGGGCGCGAGGGACAGAGCAAAACAUGCUUCCCUUAUCUUUACUCAAAACUGCUCAAAAUCACCCUAUGUUGGUGGAGUUAAAAAAUGGAGAAACAUACAAUGGUCAUCUGGUCAGCUGUGACAAUUGGAUGAAUAUCAAUCUUCGUGAAGUUAUCUGUACUUCAAGGGAUGGUGACAAGUUCUGGAGGAUGCCAGAAUGUUACAUACGUGGUAGCACCAUCAAGUACUUGCGUAUCCCAGAUGAAAUAAUUGAUAUGGUGAAAGAGGAGGUGAUGUCAAAGGGUAGAGGACGUGGUGGAAUGCAGCAGCAAAAGCAAAUGAAAGGAAGAGGUGGUGGCGGAGGAGGAGGAGGAGGCGGUGCUGGGAGAGGUGUCUUUGGUGGACGAGGGCGAGGCGGUCCAGGUGGUGGCAGAGGGCAGCAGGAUAAGAAGCCAGGUCGACAAGCUGGAAAACAGUGAGGUCUUGCCCCACUCAGUGCUUUCUCCCACUAGGGACAAUAACACAUCAAUGCCAGUCUGGUCCUCUGUGAAACCUGCUUAAUGUUUGAUGUUAUGUCUCCAAAAACACCAGCACAGUUCAAAAAAACAUUGGGUUUUUUUUUUGUUUGUUUUUGUUUUUUUUGGGGGGGGGAUUUCUGGUCUAAUACCGAUGCUCCUCACCUCCUUGAUGACAAACCAUUUUGAAAGGCAUGUUAUUUGCAAGAACAGAGACAAUCCAGAACCAGAUGUCAAACACAUGAUUAAUGCCUGUUCUGUUUUUUUUUUUUGUUGUUUUUUUUUCUUUACUUACUAACCUGUAUAUGAACUUUGCUUGAGGCAUCAGGGGGUGAAUGGGGGUGUAAUUGCCAAGCAGAGAGGAGUGGUUAGCUUAUCCUCAUACACAUCACUUGUAAGAACUGUGCAGCCUGCAAGUUUUCAUAAAGUUAACAAAAUUGGUCUAUAAGAGUGCAAAUGUUUUGACUGAAAAUGUGGACUUUUUUUCUUUCUGGCAAAGUAGUUAAAUAUCUGGCUGCGUUGCUAACCAGACAUCACUUGGAGAAAGCAGAGUUAAUUUUGGCACUGUUUCUGCUUACAUAUUUAUAGUUGUUAGCUUCAGAGACAAAGUCUUGCUAAGUUGCUCUAGCAGAGAACAUCAAAGUGAAAUCGAAUACGGACUAAACACUAAUGAAAAAAAUAUCAAUGUGUUCUACUUGGGAUGAAUGACAAUAGCAUUUUAUACCAGUGCUUAAGUAUUGAGCUUUCUGGUUAUUCUCAUAAUUCAGAAACCCAGUUCCCUUGAGGGUUAGUGUUCACUAAAAUAAAAAAAUGCCUUCACAGAGAACAUCAAAAGCACAUUUUCUUCAAAUGUAUCUGGUUAAAGAAUGUUUGUAACCAAAAGAGGUUAAAGCUUCUCCAUUGCAUUGUAUUUUGUGUUAAAAUAUUUUUGCUGUUGUCAUGGCAACUCACAGCAUUCUUUUUUUUUUUAAUGUUCAGUAUUUUGUUUUUUUAAAAACUUUUGCAUUUUUGAGAAGUUAUUUGUUAACAAAUAGCUACAAUUGCGUUAUCACAUUUGACAACCAAAGUUUGUGUUUCAAUAUUAAUGCAUUAAGGUACAAUAUUAAGUUUGUUUAUUUUUAAGCCUAAUUUGUGCAAGCACUUACAGAACUGUUUAACUGUAUUUAAAGGAAUGCUGUUUGUAAUAUAAUUCCAAUUACACAAGGCAAGAAAGAAAAUGUUAAACAAGUGGGCAUAAAUUUGUUUUUAUUGGAAAUGUUGUGUAAGUGCACAUUGACUAUUUUUUUCUUUUGUUUUUGAAAAAGUAAAUGCUAAUAAAAAUUUUGGGUUUUGCAGACACUGA